Molecule: messenger RNA, 1303 nt
Organism: Aspergillus steynii IBT 23096
Lineage: Eukaryota; Fungi; Ascomycota; Eurotiomycetes; Eurotiales; Aspergillaceae
Product: unc-50 family protein
Exons: 4
Coding region: 100-963 (287 amino acids)
Cellular component (GO): Golgi membrane
Source: RefSeq, a predicted model, not a curated record
UCUUGACUGCCUUGUCAUUGCCCUUCGCCUCCACGGGCUGCCUUCCAUCCUGUCCCCAGUCCCGCCCUCGCCCGGAAACAGAAUAGAUACAAGAGAAACAUGAAUCCUCACAUAUCCGUCCCUCGCCAACAUGCUAGUCCUUCCAACUUCGGCGGCACUACGCCGGCCAGCCGCGGUUCCAGCAUACGAAUGCCGCGCUUUUUCAAACGAAUGUUCAAGUUUCCCCAGAUGGACUUUGAGAUGGCCAUCUGGGAAAUGACAUCACUCCUCAUUGCUCCGAAGAAGGUCUUUAAAUCGAUAUAUUAUCAUACAGAAACCAAAAACACCUGGCAUCGUCCGGACCCGUCAUUUACCUAUCUCCUAUCCUUCUUCCUUCUCCUCACAGCUCUCGCAUGGGGCCUCGCAUAUGCGCCGUCCUUCGGGUCCAUAGUCCGCCUGUCUCUGCUGUUCAUCUUCAUUCAUUUCGUCGGCUCGUCGCUAUUGGUGUCGACCGUGGGGUACUUUGCCAUCGGCCGGCUCUUCGGUCCCAACGGAGCCGCGGCAUCCUUGAAUGGGUUCAGGGGUGGACGCGGAAGGAGGCGCGGCGCAGCGCAAGGCCUGUUCAUGCAGCCGGGCGAAAAGGAUCAAUUGGAGUUUGGAUACUGCUUCGAUGUCUCCAUUCGCGCAUUCUUCCCUUUGUAUCUUCACCUCUAUGUUGUACAGUUCCUUCUCCUGCCGCUUCUCACCCGCAGUCCCAGCAAUUACCUCGCCACCUUUCUUGGAAACACUCUCUACCUGUCCGCCCUCACAUACUACACCUACAUCACCUUCCUGGGCUACAAUGCCUUGCCGUUCCUGCACAACACCGAACUCCUCCUGCUCCCUAUUCUGGCAUUCGCAGUCAUGUGGCUUGUCAGUUUGAUUGCAGGAUGGGGCAUUGUUGCACAAGGGCGGAGCGUGGAAGGGCUGUUCUGGGGAGCGUGAUCGGUCGAGCGCGCGCAUUUAUUUGUUGACGAUCAUUCACAAUUACUUUAGUUGAUCAAACUCGGCGCUGGUGUCUAUGGCGAUCUUUCUGUUCGGUGUUCCUCAUGCAUGUUUGCGGUUUCCCUUAAAACUGGGGGAGACUUCAGUACAUUCGCAACGGUCAAGGCGCUCGGUUGCAUAUUGCAUUGAUGUUUGUUUGCUUUUUCUUCGCUCCCUUUUCCUUCUUGCUCCAUCUCUCUUCUGCUCUCUUCGGGGACAUUUAGGCGUCGAAGGGCAUAUGAUAAUGUACGUACAUUCCCACGCUAUAUAGAUGUAAAUGCUUCUUUUAGCCUUAGUGCCU